This is a messenger RNA of Nomascus leucogenys (northern white-cheeked gibbon), 2658 nucleotides long. It is a transcript of the gene CHRNB4, whose product is annotated as cholinergic receptor nicotinic beta 4 subunit. The record is from RefSeq and is a predicted model, not a curated record. Gene Ontology annotation, cellular component: neuron projection; synapse; postsynaptic membrane. Gene Ontology annotation, biological process: nervous system process; chemical synaptic transmission; monoatomic ion transmembrane transport. Gene Ontology annotation, molecular function: acetylcholine-gated monoatomic cation-selective channel activity; transmembrane signaling receptor activity. NCBI's taxonomy places the organism in Eukaryota, Metazoa, Chordata, Mammalia, Primates, Hylobatidae.
CCGCCAGCAAACCUCCGGGGCCAGGACCGGCGCUCACUUGACCGCGCGGCUCACGGGUGCCCUGUGACCCCACAGCGGAGCUCGCGGCGGCUGCCACCCGGCCCCGCCGGCCAUGAGGCGCGCGCCUUCCCUGGUCCUUUUCUUCCUGGUUGCCCUUUGCGGGCGCGGGAACUGCCGUGUGGCCAAUGCGGAGGAAAAGCUGAUGGACGACCUUCUGAACAAAACCCGUUACAAUAACCUGAUCCGCCCAGCCACCAGCUCCUCACAGCUCAUCUCCAUCAAGCUGCAGCUCUCCCUGGCCCAGCUUAUCAGCGUGAAUGAGCGAGAGCAGAUCAUGACCACCAAUGUCUGGCUGAAACAGGAAUGGACUGAUUACCGCCUGACCUGGAACAGCUCCCGCUACGAGGGUGUGAACAUCCUGAGGAUCCCUGCAAAGCGCAUCUGGUUGCCUGACAUCGUGCUUUACAACAACGCCGACGGGACCUAUGAGGUGUCUGUCUACACCAACUUGAUAGUCCAGUCCAACGGCAGCGUCCUGUGGCUGCCCCCUGCCAUCUACAAGAGUGCCUGCAAGAUUGAGGUGAAGUAUUUUCCCUUCGACCAGCAGAACUGCACCCUCAAGUUCCGCUCCUGGACCUAUGACCACACGGAGAUAGACAUGGUCCUCAUGACGCCCACAGCCAGCAUGGAUGACUUUACUCCCAGUGGUGAGUGGGACAUAGUGGCCCUCCCAGGGAGAAGGACAGUGAACCCACAGGACCCCAGCUACGUGGACGUGACCUAUGACUUCAUCAUCAAGCGCAAGCCUCUGUUCUACACCAUCAACCUCAUCAUCCCCUGCGUGCUCACCACCUUGCUGGCCAUCCUCGUCUUCUACCUGCCAUCCGACUGCGGUGAGAAGAUGACGCUGUGCAUCUCAGUGCUGCUGGCACUCACAUUCUUCCUGCUGCUCAUCUCUAAGAUCGUGCCGCCCACCUCCCUCGAUGUGCCUCUCAUCGGCAAGUACCUCAUGUUCACCAUGGUGCUGGUCACCUUCUCCAUCGUCACCAGCGUCUGUGUGCUCAAUGUGCACCACCGCUCGCCCAGCACCCACACCAUGGCACCCUGGGUCAAGCGCUGCUUCCUGCACAAGCUGCCUGCCUUCCUCUUCAUGAAGCGCCCUGGCCCCGACAGCAGCCCGGCCAGAGCCUUCCCGCCCAGCAAGUCACGCGCGACCAAGCCCGAGGCUGCCGCCACCUCCACCAGCCCCUCCAAUCUCUAUGGGAACUCCAUGUACUUUGUGAACCCCGCCUCUGCAGCUUCCAAGUCUCCAGCCGGCUCUACCCCGGUGGCUAUCCCCAGGGAUUUCCGGCUGCGGUCCUCUGGGAGGUUCCGACAGGAUGUGCAGGAGGCAUUAGAAGGUGUCAGCUUCAUCGCCCAGCACAUGAAGAAUGACGAUGAAGACCAGAGUGUCGUUGAGGACUGGAAGUACGUGGCUAUGGUGGUGGACCGGCUGUUCCUGUGGGUGUUCGUGUUUGUGUGCGUCCUGGGCACUGUGGGGCUCUUCCUGCCGCCCCUCUUCCAGACCCAUGCGGCUUCUGAGGGGCCCUAUGCUGCCCAGCGUGACUGAGGGCCCCCUGGGUUGUGGGGUGAGAGGAUGUGAGUGGCUGGGUGGGCAGUUUGCUGCUUCCUUCUGGGUUGUGGCUGAUGAGGCCCUAAAUAAAUAUGUGACCAUUGGCCAUCAACCCCAUCAAACCAGCCACAGCCGUGGAAGAGGCAAGGAUGGGGGCCUGGACUGUCCUCUCUGAAUGCCUUGGAGGGAUCCCAGGAACCCCAGUAGGAGGGAGCUUCAGACAGUUCAAUUCUGGCCUCUCUUCCUUCCCUGCACCGGGCAAUGGGAAUAAAGAUGACAUCGUAGCAGCACCUACUAUGCCUCAGGCAUGGUGCCGGCCUGCCUCUCCAUCGCCAUCUCUCUCCACUUCCCCUUGUCCAGUCCCUCACACACUUCUAGAUUUUUCCCAGCUCAGAGGCUUGGCAUUUGCUAUAUCAUCUUCUUUUUUUUUCUUUUCUCUUAAAUGGAGUCUUGCUCUAUCGCCCAGGCUGGAGUGCAAUGGUGCAAUCUCGGCUCAAGUGAUUCUCCUGCCUCAGCCUCCCAAGUAGCUGGGAUUACAGAAAGCCGCCACCACGCCCAGCUAAUUUUUGUAUUUUUGUUGGCCAAGCUGAUUUCGAACUCCUGACCUCAAAUGAUUCACCUGCCUCAGCCUCCCAAAGUGCUAGGAUUACAAGUGUGAGCCACUAUGCCUGGCCUUCCCUAUCUUCUACCUGAACCUUCUUCCUCUUCCCCCAGGGCUUCCCAAGCUCUUUCCACAGCCACAUCAGUCAGGGCAUGGCUCCAAUCCAUUCUUUGCUCCAAUGUCACCUCCUCUGAGAGGCCUUCCCUAACCACCCAUCCAUUCUAAAGCAGCCUCCCUACGGUCACGUUACCCUGCCACCUUCCUCGAGCACUCCUUGGUACCUGCCACUCUUAUCUGGUGGCAUGUAUGUCAUCCACAGCUCACCCACUAGAGUGUGAGCUCCAUGGGAACAGGGACCUGCUCCUUCACAUUCAUGGUGGUAUCCCCAGGGCCUAGGACAGAGCUUGGCACACAGUAGGUGCUCAAUAAAUGUUGAAUGAAUGAA